This is a messenger RNA of Sarcophilus harrisii (Tasmanian devil), 6903 nucleotides long. RefSeq names its product estrogen receptor 1 (gene ESR1). The transcript is spliced from 9 exons. Lineage: Eukaryota; Metazoa; Chordata; Mammalia; Dasyuromorphia; Dasyuridae. Gene Ontology annotation, biological process: steroid hormone receptor signaling pathway; regulation of DNA-templated transcription. Gene Ontology annotation, molecular function: sequence-specific DNA binding; steroid binding; DNA-binding transcription factor activity. The record is from RefSeq and is a predicted model, not a curated record. Gene Ontology annotation, cellular component: nucleus. The coding region runs from base 314 to 2164 and encodes 616 amino acids.
UUUGGAGCCUAGUAGGGGGCAGAAGGCAAUAAAUGAGAAAAAGCUGACCAUUAGAUUUGUCUUCCCUCUUUGAUACCAAGUUCUGUUUUUCUUUAGCUACCUUUGGGGGAGUAUUAGCGGCUGUACUCUCCCCUCCCCUUAUAAAAUUCAGACUCAAUUAAACAACUAAUACUAGUAAAGUAAAGUUCAGGGAAGCAAUUCUUUGGGUUCUCUCCAAAGUGAGUUGUGCCUGGAGUGAUGUUUAAGCCAAUGUCAGUGCAAGGCAACAGCUUCUGGACAGUUUCCAGUACCUUUGUAAUGCUUAUUAGCUCAGAUGAGGAGUGGCCCACCGGCUGCUGAGCCCACCGCUGCUCCGGGAACCAGUUAUGCGCCUUGCUCGCUGCUACUGAUCAUGACCAUGACCCUUCACACCAAAUCAUCUGGAGUGGCCCUGCUCCACCAAAUCCAAGGUAAUGAGCUGGAGCCCCUGAAUCGCCAGCAGCUGAAGAUCCCCCUGGAACGGCCUCUGGGCGAGAUGUACGUGGACAGCAACAAGACAGGGGUCUAUAACUACCCGGAGGGGGCUGCCUACGACUUCAACAAUGCUGCAGCGCCGGUCUAUGGCUCGUCCAAUCUCACCUACGCCCCUAGCUCUGAGACCUUCAGCUCCAACGGCCUGGGGGGAUUCCACUCUCUGAAUAACGUGUCUCCGAGCCCGCUAGUCCUUUUACACCCACCGCCCCAGCUCUCGCCUUUCCUGCAUCACCACAGCCAGCAGGUGCCCUAUUACCUGGAAAAUGAGCAGAGUGGCUAUGCCAUGAGAGAGGCAGCCCCCCAAGCUUUCUACAGGCCAAGUUCAGACAACCGGCGCCAGGGUAGAGAAAGAUUGACCAAUGCUGGUGACAAGGGAACUCUGGCUAUGGAAUCCACCAAGGAGACUCGCUACUGUGCAGUGUGCAAUGAUUAUGCUUCAGGCUACCAUUAUGGUGUCUGGUCCUGUGAGGGCUGUAAGGCCUUCUUCAAAAGAAGCAUUCAAGGUAAUAGGCAUAAUGACUACAUGUGUCCUGCGACUAACCAGUGCACCAUUGACAAGAACAGAAGAAAGAGUUGCCAAGCCUGUCGACUGCGAAAGUGCUAUGAAGUGGGCAUGAUGAAAGGUGGAAUCCGGAAGGAUCGCCGAGGUGGGCGCAUGUUGAAGCAUAAACGCCAAAGAGAUGAUCAGGAUGGGAGAAAUGAAGCAGGUCCCUCGACUGACAUGAGAGCUUCUACUCUUUGGCCAAGCCCUCUCUUGAUAAAACAUACCAAGAAGAACAGCCCAGCCUUGUCCCUGACAGCUGAACAAAUGGUCAGUGCUUUGCUGGAAGCUGAGCCGCCAAUACUCUAUUCUGAAUAUGAUCCGAACAGACCUUUCAGUGAAGCUUCAAUGAUGAGUUUAUUGACCAACUUGGCAGAUAGGGAGCUUGUUCACAUGAUCAACUGGGCAAAGAGGGUGCCAGGUUUUGUGGAUUUGACACUGCAUGAUCAGGUCCAUCUUCUAGAAUGUGCCUGGUUAGAAAUCCUCAUGAUUGGCCUUGUCUGGAGAUCAAUGGAACAUCCAGGAAAACUUCUGUUUGCUCCUAACCUACUGCUGGACAGGAACCAGGGGAAAUGUGUGGAAGGUAUGGUGGAGAUCUUUGACAUGUUGCUGGCUACAUCUUCUCGCUUUCGAAUGAUGAAUCUCCAGGGUGAAGAGUUUGUGUGCCUCAAGUCCAUCAUUUUGCUUAAUUCUGGAGUGUACACAUUUCUCUCUAGCACUUUGAAAUCUUUGGAAGAAAAAGACCACAUUCACCGAGUCCUGGAUAAGAUCACAGAUACUUUGAUUCACCUGAUGGCCAAAGCUGGUCUUUCUUUGCAACAACAGCACCGACGCCUGGCUCAGCUCCUUCUGAUCCUUUCCCACAUCAGGCACAUGAGCAACAAAGGAAUGGAGCACCUGUAUAGCAUGAAAUGCAAGAAUGUGGUCCCACUCUAUGAUCUGCUCCUGGAGAUGCUGGAUGCUCACCGCUUACAUGCACCAGGGAACAGAGGGGGUGCCCCUAUGGAGGAAGACAACCAGAACCAGCUAGCAACUGCAUCAACUUCAUCACAUUCCUUGCAAACCUAUUAUAUCACAAGGGAUGAGGAGAGUUUCCCCACCACAAUCUAAGAGCUCCUGAGGCUCAAAUCCCAGGAGGUCCUGAGAAUCCCAGCAGCAUAAUAUCAACUUCAUGCAUCACGUAAGCUAAAUAAUAUCACAUAAACACACUCCAGUAUGCAUCCAUCACCAGUGAUUUUGAAUAUGAGUGUCUAUUCAUUUGCUUGCUACCAUUCUCAACAGCAAACAUUCAGUUGUUGCAAAUAACCAACAGGGAUUCCAGGGCCAAGUUACUUGUAAUUUUUUUUUUUGCAAUGGCUCUUCCCCACCACCCCCUUUGCUGCAUUAAUUAGCUUAAGGAUUCCUGUAGCUCUUCAAAACUGAGCUCAGCCUAAGAGUUGAGUCUCAAUUGGCCCUUUGCUUUAAAGCCAUGUUGAAGCCCUGACCUAGGAAGUAGGCAGGAAACAGUUCUUUAAGCACAUGUCUUUUGCUGGUUGGCUCUAAGAAUGAGCCACUCACACAAAUUUAAACUAGCUUCUUUAACUGCUGGCUUAGGAAAGGAUAGGUCAUGGGUUAAUUAUAGCCUACUCUUGUAUUCCUAUAGAAAUGUAUCAUUUUUAUUACAGUCAUAUUCUACAGCUUUUGCUCUAUUUGCAUGGUGAUAGUAAAAUGGUCCUGUGAUUAUUUCUUUCCAUUUAGCAAUACAAGAUGCAUCCAGUUUUAUAUGUUGAUCCUCAUUGCCAAAGCUCUGUGGGCUUAAUGCAUCAGAUACUAGGGCUUGCUGAGAAUUGCAUCAUUGAAGACAGUGUUCCAGAGGAUAUGUGCAUUGCAUUUGAGGCAGUGAUUUCUGUCUAGUUAAUUCAUGCUUGCCAUCGCCAAUAGUUAUAGGCAAGUUUGUCCCUGUUGAACCUCCUAUGCACAUACUAAACUCCUCCCUCCCACUUUUUAAACUAGUCAAAUCUUCUUAAUGAUUUUUAAUGAAACUGGUAGGAGAUUAGUUUCUGGACCUGCCUUUGGCAUGGACUUUUGUUUACUGGUCAAAGAGCUCCAUGUGAACAAAUUGGAUUUUUAUGAGUAACAAAAGUCUCUUCUCCUGUAGAUUAUCUCCUGGCCACAUGUGAGACUCCACAGGAGGUACAAUGACUCAUUAGGCCAGUGACAUCUGGUUAACUAUUCACAAAAUACUAUGUUCAGACAUAUGUAAGACUCCAGAAGAAAAAGAGUGAGAAACAGACAAAAAGGAAAGGGAUCAGACUGAGUAAAUGUACCUGCAUGGUAAUCCUCAACCACACAUGGAAUUGUUUUCUGAGUUCAAACCCAGCUCUAGGUUCACCCAGUCACCAACGAACAAGUUCAUUGUCCCUUAUAUUUCUCCAAUAUUUUCCUUAGGCAAGUUCAGCUUGAGUUUAGUGGUCUUGUCUUGUUAAAAAAAAAAAAAAAAAGCAGUGUUGACUUUGUUGUGUCUCCAGAACACCUACCCUGUGUGAACUGUUUUACUAAGUUAGUGCUUCUGGUGUGGGUAGAGAGUGCUCUUGUAGUCAAACUGCUGCUUUGAUGUUUUAGACUAGUUCAUUUGAAAAAGAAUGGGAGGACUGGCCAAAGCUUUUAUCAAAUUCUAUUUCUUUGGUUUUCCCCCCCAAAGUUCAGCCUAGAAAAAGUUUCUCCAUGGCCCACUUUGUUUCACAAGCCAAGAACGGAAAAUUAGCCCAGGGCCACAGGAAUCCUUCUAAUUAAAUUAAAAAAGAAAUGGUCUCACCACCUAAGGGCAGCUAUUCCAAGAACUCUUCCCUGGUCAAACUGCAGCAUGAGGGAUUUUCAUUUUACAACAAAUAGGACACAAAUGGGCCCAGGGCACUAAGAAAAAUAUGUGUUGUUAGCUACCUUCCUCCUUAGGAGGCCCACAAUCUAAAAUUCAAAACAAGACUGGGAGAUUAUUUGGCAAAUCACAACUAGGAUCAGCUGCUUGGGAUUCUCAUCAUAUAUGUAGUAUGUAAAGCAAAUUAAAUUGUGUUCAUUUCCAGGCACCCAGUGUGAGCCGUGAUGGAAGUGUUGGGAAAUGGGAAGGGAUAAAACAAUGUUGAUUUCCAGUAUAUGUAUGUGCAUUUAACUUUCUGGGCAAUUUUACUUAUGUACAUCACUAGUUUGUUCAGAAAAUAUAUAUAUAUAUUUUUUCUUUUUUGUCAUUUUUGUGGGGGAAAAAAGCACCUUAUAUAGUGUAAUAUAUUUUUUAAAAUUGCAUCAUUUGCUUAUCAGACGAUUGAAUGUAGCAAUUGUGUUCUAGAUUUUGGUUGACUGGGUUACCAUGCAAAAAAACCAACCAACAAAAUGUUUAGCUCUUAGAUACUCUUCAAGCUACCUUAUGUGUAUGCCAUCAUUUAAAGCCUGGUGAUUGUUCAUUUACAUGAAAAUCACAUUUCAUAUCAACUUUUAUAUCCAUAGUACACAAAAGCAGCAUGAAUCUCGGUGCCUAUUGCUGGAUAUGGGAAGAUGGUUAAUCUCAUGUAGCAGAGCCUAGACCUGAGAAGGAAGACUAUUCAGGGCAGCUAAUUUUGCUUUUACCAAAAUAAUAGUAAUGAUAUAUGUGAACAGUAGCCAUUGGGAUGGUGGAUUCUUUUUAAUGUUUAUACUUGGAUUUUCUUUUUAAAAAAACAACAAAAAAAAAAACCACAAAAACAAAUAAAAAAAGCCACCCUAGGACUAUAGAUGACUUAAUUCCAGCUGAAACCAAACAGAAACAGAGUGGAGGAUUUUACUUAGCUCAUCCAAAGAGUUUGUAUGUAUGUCAAGAUCCCACUAAGCUUGACAGGAAGAAAAAAAAAUCAGAUGGACUAAGUAUUAGUCUGUUAUAUCUGAGUCUUGAACAAUUUUAGAAAUUUCUUCCUGGCCUUAACUAAAAUGACAACUAGUGAGUGAUUGACAAUUGUUAGCUUAGGCUGCUCUUCCUUAUUCAGGCAUACGCUGGAGAUCCAUUGUUAGUAGUUUUCUUUCUGGAAAAAUUUAUAAGUAGAAAGGUAGGAUUUACUUCUUCCUUUUUCUUUUGGGGGACAAUACAAUGAUUGUCAAUUGUCUAAUGCUUUCUAGUACAGGUUAGGAUAAUGUAUAUUAAGGAUUUGCCACCAAAACUCUGUCCCCAAACUGCUUGCAGAUAAUUACUCUAAUGGAUAAUCACUUAAAAAUGGUCAUUUUAGGGCUUUUAAAAAUAGGGAAGGAACAAUAGGACUUGCUUCAGGCCCAGAGAGGCGAGACAUUUUCUGGAGAAAUAAAGUUAAAAUAAGAGAUGGACCACAUUUCUUCUUAACCACAAUCUAGCUAUGGAUUUAAUAGAGUGAUAGUUUAAUGAUAUCAUAGAGUAACAAGAGGAUGUAAAUAAACCAAAUUCAAUACCCAACAUUCAUUGCUAAAGCCAGCCCCUGAGGAAAAGCAGUCUUUGAUUUGAUUUGUCUCAUCCAUGUUUAAACAAAGCUAAAGAUUAUACCUUUUCGAGAGAGAGAAAACACACACACACACAUGCAUGCACAUUUAUAAUUCAGCUUUAAAUACACCAAUAUGACAUUGAUUUUCCCUCUUUACAUUGUUUGGGAAGAUUUGGUUUGUGGGAAGGACAAAUCAUACUGAAACUACCAUCAUUAGAAUGGCUAUGUUGUAAAUGUUUGGUCUAAAAUACUGAAUGAAAUUUAUUUAUUUAGGAUUUAUACUAUGCUCACUUCCAAAAAGGAUUUGAGGCAGCAUCAUUUGAGGAAAAAACAAAACAAAACAAUUAAAAUACUUUCCGUUUAUGACUUUUCCCAACUCUGAAUUGUCUUUUUCCAUGCCCUGCCCGUUCUCAAAAAAAAAAAAACAAGAUUAGAUGACUGUGGAUGUUGUAAUCAAUGUCUUAUCUAUCCACUAGAAAAUUUUCAAAAGGAAACUAGCGCCACCCCCCCUUUUUAUGAAAAAAUCAAUCUGGUCAUGAUAUGCCUUGACUCAUUGAUCAUUGUUUUAUUUUGAGCAGGUCCUGAGAGUUGAAUGCAUACUUACUGCAUGCUUUUGUCUGUCAGUGUCCCAGAAAUUUAAUAUAUUAUCAAUUAGAAUCAGUUGAAUUAAAUUGUGAGUACCAAAUAUCCAUCUUUCCAUUAUUGCAAUUUUCUUCUGUUUUCUAGCUGUAUUUCUGUCAAUUAAAAAUGUGGGCUAUUUUUAAGUCAUUGAAGAUUAUUUUCUAAGUGAUUGCUGCCUUUAUUAAGCAUUUCAAUUUUGCACUCUUUCAGAGAUAAAAGGAAAAAAAGAGUUUCUAUUAUCUUUUUUGCAUCCAAAUGUGCCUGAAAUUUUAAAAUAUGUAAAUGCUGCCAUGUUCCAAGUCCAUCCUCAGCAUGUAUGUGCUGUACAGCAGGGCACCUGGAAAAAUCAACAUACAAUCCCUACUAGAAACUAGGUGCCACCAACAACUGACCCCUCUGCGAAUGAAGAGAGGUCCUUGGUCACAGAGACUUGAAUUAACAAGCGACUUAUGCCAGUCUUUGUACUCUUACAGCUUCAGAAAAUAAUGCUUUUAAAAAAAUUUUUGGUGUACUCUACACAGUCUUUCUAUAUAGAGUAUUUGUUUUAUGGGAGGAGGCUCAGCUGCCAUGAUGUGUUAGCUGGAUUAUUCUGCUCUUUUACUGAUGCAUACUGUUUUUUGACGUAAUUUUGUUUUGUUGCCGCCUUGCUUUGUUAAAUGAAACACACAUGUAAACCUCUUUUGCACCUUUAAGAAGUAAAGAAUUUGAUGGGAUACCCAAGAACCUGUAGACAAUUUUCUCAAUCUCUUUGAUGUUCAAAUAAACAAUUAAACAGAA